AUGAAUGUGGUUGUAGACCAUACUAGAAAUGAUGGAUACAAGAUCAUUAAACAUUUUCACAGUUUUCCAGUGUGCUUAAUCGUGGAAGUCACAUCAUAUGUGUUGGUGGGACGGGACCCUGAUGGACUGACUUCAAGUGGAGAAGACGUGAAAGGCUUUGGCAUGAGUCAAACCUCAACCAACAAGAUACACCAGUGUUCCUACUGUGGCUACUCCACUCCCAAGUAUGCUCACUAUGCAGUCCAUUUGCGAACUCAUACAGGAGAGAAGCCUUACGUCUGUCCUUGCUGUCCAUUUCGCUGCACACAGAGCGGCAAUCUCAAAAUUCAUCUUCGAACUCACACUGGAGAGAAACCAUAUUCUUGCCAUUACUGUCCAUUCCGCUGUACCCAGAAAAGCAAUCUCAAGAUACAUCUACGCACCCACAAUGGAGAAAAGCCAAACUCCUGUGACUAUGGCCUCUUUAGAUGUGACAGUAUUGAUGUAUGCAUUGGAAAAUUUAUUAAACACCUGAAGAUGUCUUUAAAGUUCCUUUAUUCAUAG
Molecule: messenger RNA, 543 nt
Organism: Penaeus vannamei (Pacific white shrimp)
Lineage: Eukaryota; Metazoa; Arthropoda; Malacostraca; Decapoda; Penaeidae
Source: RefSeq, a predicted model, not a curated record